AUGCAACUAGUAAUGGUUAAUUUUCUCAUCAUGUUUGAUGUAGUAUUCGUGUUCUUCCUUUUCCUGAUCGCGGUGACCUGCUUCAUGAACUAUAUGCCUGGUAGAAGAAGGCAGGAGGUAAUUGAGGAAGAGGUGGAAAAUGACGUUAUUCCUCCACCUCCUUUAUUUGCUGGUGACGAAGUUAACGAGGAGUAUUCCAGCAGGGACACUUACGUGGUAAUUCCACCGCCUAUGGGAAACAUUAUAUCGAAGGAUGGAUGUCCUAUACACGUCGUGUAG
Molecule: messenger RNA, 279 nt
Organism: Danaus chrysippus (African queen)
Lineage: Eukaryota; Metazoa; Arthropoda; Insecta; Lepidoptera; Nymphalidae
Source: the annotation of a GenBank genome assembly